CGCGGAGCGGAGCCGGGACACAGGCGGCCGUGGCCGAGGCGGCCAUGAGCGGCGGCGGCGGAGGCGGCGGCGAUGCUGCUCAAGCUCCUGCAGAGGCAGACCUACACCUGCCUGUCGCACAGGUACGGCCUUUACCUGUGCUUCGGGGGCGUCGUCCUGAUGAUCGUCUCCGCCUUCCAGUUUGGAGAGGUUGUUCUGGAAUGGAGCCGGGACCAAUAUCAUGUUCUAUUUGAUUCAUAUAGAGAUAACAUUGCUGGAAAGUCUUUUCAGAAUAGGCUCUGUUUGCCCAUGCCUAUUGAUGUGGUCUAUACCUGGGUAAAUGGCACUGAUGUUGAACUGCUUAAAGAACUGCGGCAGGUGAGAGAACAGAUGGAAGAAGAGCAGAAAGCAAUGAGAGAAAUUCUUGGGAAGAACUCCACAGAACCCACAAAGAAAAGUGAGAAGCAGUUAGAAUGUUUGCUAACACACUGCAUCAAAGUACCAAUGCUCAUACUUGACCCCGCCCUGCCUGUCAACAUCAGCCUGAAGGAGUUGCCAUCCAUUUAUCCUUCUUUGCAGUCUGCUAGUGAGAUAUUCUAUGUUGCAAAACCCAAAAAUCCAUCAACUAAUGUUUCCGUCGUCGUUUUUGACAGUCAGAAGGAAGUUGAAGAUGCCCAGGCUGGAAUGUCAAAAGCAGUCAGCAAACAGUCCGUGUGGAGAGCCUACCUGACAACAGAUAAAGAAGUCCCUGGCCUGGUGCUCAUGCGUGACUUGGCUUUCCUCAGUGGAUUUCCACCGACAUUCAAGGAAACUGAACAGCUGAGAGCAAAGCUUCCAGAAAACCUAGCCUCCAAAAUAACACUGUUGCAGUUGUAUUCAGAAGCCAGCGUGGCUCUUCUCAAAUUGAAUAACCCCAGAGGUUUCCAGGAAUUGAAUAAGCAAGCUAAGAAGAACAUGACCAUUGAGGGAAAAGAGCUGACUCUCAGUCCUGCCUAUUUGUUAUGGGAUCUCAGUGCCAUCAGUCAGUCCAAACAGGAUGAAGAUAUCUCUGCCAGUCGUUUUGAAGAUAACGAAGAGCUGAGAUACUCUCUGAGGUCCGUAGAGAAGCACGCUCCCUGGGUGAGAAAUAUCUUCAUCGUAACCAAUGGGCAGAUUCCUUCCUGGCUGAAUCUUGAUAACCCUCGGAUUACUAUAGUAACACAUCAGGAGGUGUUUCGGAAUUUAAGUCACUUGCCUACUUUUAGCUCCCCUGCUAUUGAAAGUCACAUCCAUCGGAUUGAAGGGCUGUCGCAGAAAUUUAUUUACUUAAAUGAUGAUGUGAUGUUUGGGAAGGAUGUCUGGCCAGAUGAUUUUUACAGUCACUCCAAAGGUCAGAAGGUUUAUUUGACUUGGCCUGUUCCCAACUGUGCUGAGGGCUGCCCUGGUUCCUGGAUUAAAGAUGGUUACUGUGAUAAGGCUUGUAAUAACUCUGCAUGUGAUUGGGAUGGAGGAGACUGCAUUGGGAACAGUGGCAGCAGUCGAUAUCCUGCUGGAGGAGGUGGCCACGGCGGCGGGGCGGUUGGACCUCCAUGGCACUUUGGUGGUGGAAUUAGUGGUAUCUCUUACUGUAACCAAGGAUGUGCUAAUUCUUGGCUUGCCGAUAAGUUCUGUGAUCAGGCAUGCAAUGUGUUGUCUUGUGGAUUUGACGCUGGUGAUUGUGGACAAGAUCAUUUUGAUGAAUUAUACAAGGUGACUCUCAUUGCGAACCAGACUCACUACAUUAUCCCCAAGGGCGAAUGUCUCCCCUAUUUCAGCUUUGCUGAGAUAGCCAAAAGAGGAAUUGAGGGUGCCUACAGUGACAGUCCAGUCAUCCGCCAUGCCUCUGUGGCCAACAAGUGGAAGACCAUCCACCUCAUCCUGCACAGUGGCAUGAAUGCCACCGUUAUACAUUUCAACCUCACAUUUCAAAAUCAAAACAACCAGGAGUUCAAAAUGCAGAUCACGGUGGAAGUAGACACUAGGGAGGAGCCGAAGUCCAAUGUUACCACCCAGAAGCCUCGUUCCAGUUUGGCUAGUCCUAUUACACCUCUGCCAGAGGCAGAAAUCCUAUUUGAAGAUGUUCCAGAAGAAAAACGCUUCCCAAAGUACAAGAAACAUGCAGAGGAUGUUCAGGAAACUAUAAAAAUGCCCCUUGUAAAUAUUUCUGAACUCCCCAAAGAAGUUCAAUUGAGUCUGAAGAAGCUGGAUGUAAAGCUGGAGGCUGGGGACAUUACUCUGAAGGGAUAUAACCUGUCCAAGUCGGCCCUGUUGAGACCGUUUCUGAAAGGGGCCACUCAAGUCAUCGAAGUGACACUUGUAAAAAGGGAAAAGGACAGGAGUCUGCAAGCCCCAGUGAAAAGCGACCUCCCCAAAGAGAAUUCAGAAAAUGCCCACAAUGCAAAGGGAACGGGCCUCGUAGCUGCAGGGGCUGGCAGGGUGGCUGAGGGGCUUCGGGGUCACAUGCUACCCGAGGACCGGGCCCAAGCUGCUUCGGCCGCUCAGAAAGUGGAAGGCCGUGCCGGCUUGAGAGGAACGGCCUCUGUCCAGGACAAGGAGCUCGUGGGGAAGGCCAGGGAGGGAGGAGGAGGAGGCUCACAGGAAGCUCAUGCUGCUGACGCUGAAACAGGCCAUGGUGCAGGAGUACCUGGAAGGAAGCUUCAGGAAUAUGCUGGGAGCUAUGCGGGCUUCUUGCCUUGGGAAAAAAGGAAGUAUUUCCAAGAUCUUCUGGAGGAAGAAGAAUCACUAAAGAAACAGUUGUCGUACUUUACAGAAAGCAAAUAUGUUGGAAGACAACUCAAAGAUACAUUUGCCGAUUCUCUCCGAUAUGUAAAUAAAAUUCUAAAUAGCAAGUUUGGAUUUACAUCUCGGAAAGUUCCUGCCCAUAUGCCUCAUAUGAUUGACCGCAUUGUUAUGCAAGAACUGCAGGAUAUGUUUCCUGAAGAAUUUGAUAAGACUUCAGUUCACAAAGUGCGCCAUUCCGAAGACAUGCAGUUUGCCUUUUCCUACUUCUACUAUCUCAUGAGUGCACUGCAACCACUGAACAUUGCUCAAGUUUUUGAUGAAGUUGAUACUGACCACUCUGGCAUCUUGUCAGACAGGGAGAUUCGAACAUUAGCUACGAGGAUUCAUGACCUGCCUUUAAGCUUGCAGGAUUUGACAGGCCUGGAGCACAUGUUAAUAAAUUGUUCUAAAAUGCUCCCUACUAACGUCACUCUGAUAAACAACAUCCCUCCAACCCAGGAAGCUUACUAUGACCCUAACCUGGUAUCAAGAACAUAUUUGUAUCAUAGAAGGAAUUUGGACUUCUUUGGAUGCAUUUCAAAAGUUUUGCCACCAGUGACUAAAAGUCUAGUAACCAACUGUAAACCAGUAACUGAUAAAAUCCAUAAAGCAUAUAAAGACAAAAACAAAUAUAGGUUUGAAAUCAUGGGAGAAGAGGAAAUUGCUUUCAAAAUGAUUCGCACCAAUGUUUCUCAUGUGGUUGGCCAAUUAGAUGACAUAAGAAAAAAUCCCAGAAAAUUUGUCUGCCUGAAUGACAAUAUUGAUCACAAUCAUAAAGAUGCACAGACAGUAAAAGCAGUGCUAAGAGAUUUUUAUGAGUCCAUGUUUCCCCAGCCAUCCCAGUUUGAGCUACCACGAGAAUAUCGGAAUCGUUUCCUUCAUAUGCAUGAGCUCCAGGAAUGGAGGGCAUAUAGAGAUAAAUUAAAAUUUUGGACCCAUUGUGUACUUGUAACAUUGAUCAUGUUUACUGUAUUCUCAUUUUUUGCUGAGCAGCUAAUUGCUCUCAAACGGAAGAUUUUUCCCAGAAGGAGGAUCCACAAAGAAGUUGGUAACGAACGUAUCGGGGUAUAAGAGGUGACACAAGAGCCGCCGUCGUGUUCACUCGAUGAGAAGAGUUUCUUUGUAAUGUGAUGUGAUGCAUCAAGGUCCAGGCCUGACAAAUGAAGAGUAACAUCCCGGAAGAUGACAAACUGUGGACACAAAGUGGAGACGCAGACCAGCCAAGUUGUUUAAUGGACACACUGAGAGAUACUGGUUGUGUUGGGCGACCCUCUGCUGGAAUUUCACUUUGGAAGCAUUAGCUCAUGGACAUGUUAUCCUUUUUAUAAAAAGGGUUACUGAAAGAGAGACAGCUGCCUUUAUCGCAGUGCACGUUGCCAAGUCAAUUUAAUAUCGGAAUCCCAGGCCAAGGAGCAAGUAGUUACUAAGUGGCUGCCCCCAGCCUUGGUAUUCCAAAGCAUUCUGCUGUUCUUUUGCUGGGAUGCUUUUUUCAUUUUCCGUUUUAAAAUAAGUAACAACCAAAUUAACUCUUUUAGGUGUUCUUGUGUCUGAACUGUGAUGCUGAAACCUAUUGGUGAAUGUAUUUUUUAAACACAGUCUCAUAUUGGUAGGAUCAAAAAAAAAAAACGUUUGGAUUUGAAGAAAGUUAGUGUGAUUUGGCCUUGGAAGAUCCUCAGCAACUGACAUCUGAAAUCCGUUGGCCUGCACCCCCUGGGAAUGCAAGGAUUGGGUUUGGAGGCCUUUGCCCAAAGGGCUAUUGACCAAGCCUGCUGGUGUUGUGGAAACAGUGUAAAACCCACAAACAAAAGUGCCUCACUGUAGAAAUUAGUGAUACUGUCCUUUAACACAGUAGCAGGUAGUACCAAGGGCCACAUAUUGAGCAUCUUUCUAAGUUUGGGCAUGCUCUCACACAGCAUCAUGUUAUGACCUCGAUAGAGCUAUAGAAGACUUGGGGAGGAAAAGCUUUUCAAGUUGACAUUUCUGACAUGUACUUUAAAUCACAGUCACAGCAGUAUUCUUUCAAAAAUACUAAUCAUUUUGUAAUAAUUGUAUAAUUUGGAAUGUACAGAAUAUGUUUGUGCUAUCACUGUGUGGUUAAAAGGCUCACUUGAAAAAAAGUCACUUGUCUGAUGCUUUUCGCCCUUACAUUUUAAACAGAAACUUUAUAAAGUUUUUCUAAACUAGUUCAUUGUCACUGAAUAUUCAGCACUAUUUAAACAAAUGUAUUUAUCAAAAGGAGAGAAGAUGCUCAUGAGGAGUGGGAGGAGAGAUCGUUCUGUUCUAGAAGAGAAAUGCUAGUCAAGAUUUCUGGGGAAAGAAUAGUUUUCAUUUACAUGCUUUUACAUAAAUACUUACAGGUUUUCUGCCAGUUAGCAAGUAUUUAUGUAUAUAUGUGUAAUAAAAAAAAAAUCAAAAACACGCACAUACAUUUUAGAUUCUAACUUCUGUUUUAGACUUAAUACUUAUUUAACAUUCAUUGUUUUUCUCCCUCCUUUCAGUCCUCCCAUAACAUCUUCCACACCCCUAUUCAGAAGGCAAGCAAUAGGAUAGCCAUUAUGUGUGCGAAGUCAUGCCAAACAUAUUGCCAUAUUAGCCAUGUCAACAAGUGUAUCUUAAGUAUAUCUACUGUUCUCCAGGUAUUGUACUGGGCUCUGGAAAUACAAGCACAAUGAAAUAUCCCUAGUGGCAAGAGGUUUGAUAAUAUCCUAAUUUAAGUAACUUAGCACAUACAUUAAAAACUCCCAUUUUACAGAUUUGGAAGCCAACCUUUAACUUUUGCUCAAGUUUAUACAUCUGAUAAAUAGAAGAACUAGUAUUUGAACUCUAGUUGCUGUAACUUAAUGUUCUUUCAGCUCUAGGAGCCUCUCUAGUUUAUGCAUAAAUAGAGGCAUAGUAGAAAUUUGAUAUAAUGGUUAAUAAUAAAUUAUAAUCAUUUGUGUUGGAAAAUGCUGUGGGAGAAGAAGUCUGACUCAGGAAUAGAGGUCUGAACUAGAAAUUAUCAGCAUUUUCUUUUACUUUUGUAGAUAGUUGGGAGGAGAGGAGCUUGAGAGUAUUUUGGUUUGGUUUUCUACCACACCAUUCUCAGUAUCCCCCAUAACUCCCUAGACUUUUGGGUUUUAAAACUAGAAGCUCUUCUUGUAGAUAUACUUGCUUGGUUCUUUACUGAAUUUGCAUAUCAAGAUAAAUAUGUGGAUUCAAAAUUCAUAAUAAUUGAAACAGAACUGAAUGGGUUUUACUUUGUACCCAAUUGUAUUUAAAGAAAGGUUCAACUGAACUGAUUACUGUUUGAUCAAGAUUGCAAGGAAACUAAAUCUCUACAUCAAAGCACUUUGAAAAUACUGAUUCUCAAGAAGCUUUACUCAGUAGCACUUGACUAGUUUAGUUAUAAAUGUUCAAAUGGCAUUUUUUUUUAACAUUUAUAGUUUAAACAUUCCACUAACUCAGAUCCCCAGAAACUUGAAAUCAUCAAAAGAAAUUUUACUCCCCAAUAUAUGAAACUACAGUGUAGAUUAUGUCCCUCAUGUUUGAAAACAGUAUUUCUGACUCUUAUCAAGAUGUAUUCCUAAAAGAUCAUUUAGUCCUUGUUCUCUGCUAUACCCUUUCCACGUUAAAGGUUGAUUUGAUGCUUGUUGAAAUAGAGCCAUCCUAUGUAUUUAAAUUCCUCUGUGCCAGAUGGAGGCAUAAUCUGGGGCAAUUCCCUGCCAUUUGCCAGUAAUGCUGACAAAGACUAUCUCUAUAGUCUCAAAUCAGGAUUCAUUUUCCUGCCCUUGGUUGCUUGUGGCAGCUUGAUUAGGCACCUAUUGCAAAAAGUAUUAUUUCUAUGUUUCUCUCUUGGCUACCUUGUGAAGCCAUCUAUGACGUUCCAGCCUGGUCCUAAAUCCCAGUCCUAGGAUCAUAAAAUAAAGCAGCACUGCCAGCUGCUCUCCAGGCCUAUAGUUGGAUGUUUGAUGUUCACUUGAGGUACCAUACUUGAUAGCUUUCAGAAAGACAGAAUGAACAAGGUCCUUACAUUUUUUAUUUCCUUUUUUUUUUUUUAAUUGGUAUAUUUGUUUCCCAUGGUCAUGGUGGAUAGAAUGUUGGAUAUGGAGUUAGAAAGAUUUCACUUUGAAUCCUGCCUCUAAUUAGGCUGUGUGAUCCUAAGCUAACUGCUUUAUCUCUUAGCCUCAAUUUCCUUGUUUGUAAAUAAGGAUAAUAAUAGCCCCUCUUCCCAGAAUUAGUGAAAAUGAGAUUUUUUUUCUAUGUGAUGGAUCAGUUGUUCUAUUUUAUUUCUUUAAAAAAAUAAUUGGUCUGUUUCUUUUUUUAAUGAUUUAAUAGUAUUUUAUUUUUUUCCAAAUACAUAUAGUUUUCAGCAUUCAUUUUUGUAAACUUUUGUGUUCCAAAUUUUUCUCCCUCUCUUUCUUAGUUCCUCCCCAAGAUGGUAAGCAAUCAGAUAUAGGUUAAAUGUGUGCAAUUCUUUUGAACAUAUUUCCUUGUCAUGUACAAGGAAAAUCAGAUCACAAGGGAAAAAAGACAAUAAAAAAGAUGAUAACACUAUAUGCUUUGAUCCAUA
Antechinus flavipes (yellow-footed antechinus) is the source of this 7327-nucleotide messenger RNA. It is a transcript of the gene GNPTAB, whose product is annotated as N-acetylglucosamine-1-phosphate transferase subunits alpha and beta. Gene Ontology annotation, biological process: carbohydrate phosphorylation; N-glycan processing to lysosome. Bases 73 to 3849 code for a protein of 1258 amino acids. Gene Ontology annotation, molecular function: UDP-N-acetylglucosamine-lysosomal-enzyme N-acetylglucosaminephosphotransferase activity; calcium ion binding. The record is from RefSeq and is a predicted model, not a curated record. NCBI's taxonomy places the organism in Eukaryota, Metazoa, Chordata, Mammalia, Dasyuromorphia, Dasyuridae. The transcript has 23 exons. Gene Ontology annotation, cellular component: Golgi apparatus.